Homalodisca vitripennis (glassy-winged sharpshooter) is the source of this 3837-nucleotide messenger RNA. RefSeq lists its product as uncharacterized. Bases 405 to 1517 code for a protein of 370 amino acids. The record is from RefSeq and is a predicted model, not a curated record. The transcript has 2 exons. Gene Ontology annotation, molecular function: protein binding. Lineage: Eukaryota; Metazoa; Arthropoda; Insecta; Hemiptera; Cicadellidae.
AGAACAAAAUAUUGUCAUAAAGCUAUUAUUCAAUGCACUUCUACGAUAUUUAUUUUUCACUCCUUAAUUUCCGGCGGCAUAGUUGGCCACUCUGAAGCUUUGCAGUGAGUCAUCCUCCGUACAGACUCCGCCCCACUGCCCCUACACACACGAGACAGGCGUUUUGUUCACGUUGUAGAUGGAAUAGGCAGUAUUAGUAGGUGGGUUUGUUUUAGUAAUACGUUCUUAGUGUUUGAAGAAUCUCUACAGUCACUUCACAUUGCACUUUGGUUUAGUUAUCUUUGUGACAUUUGAGUGUAAACUUACUGAAGUAUAACAAAUAAGUGAUCUUUCUCAUCGGUGCUGUUGUCUGUGUUGUCAUCUAUAAAGUCGGAGUUGAAAUCUUCAAGUGCGGAGAAGCCGCAAUGGACUCACUCCCAUUGUUAAUACUGGAUAAAAUCGCAGAGCACCUGACACCCUACGAGCUGGCAGCGUGUUCUGCCGUUAGUGUGGGCUGGAGGGAUGCCUUCAACCAGGACAGUCUGUGGAGGCCACACUGCAACAAGGACACGGCACAGUACCUGGAGACUGCGGAGUGUAGAGUGGAGCCGAGUUUUGAGUCUCCAGAGUCGGAGGACAGCACGCUGAGUCCUGUCUGUCGCUGGCGGAUGUGUUACAUGCGUGAGACUCACCUGCAGAACAACUGGAGACAUGGCAGAUCCGUCAAGGAAAAUAUAAGCGUCGUAGAGAAAAUCCAAAACGUGUUCUGCGUGUUUGUCUCUGACGAUUAUGUGCUACUGCCAAGUGGAAGAAAAGUGACGUUGUGGAACGUUAGAGGUUCUCCAGUUUAUAUAGGAGAACCAAUACAUUUACUCUUUGAAUCAGAAGAUAUCAGGUUGGUACAAAUGAUCAACUCCAACAUGGUCUUGAUUGUUCAAGAAAUAUCUGUACAAGUUUAUUGUUUUAAAUCCAUUUUAGACAAAACCUGGGAAUUAAAACACGUUUUCUUUUUUGAUGAAACUCAAACUGUUUCAUCUAGUGUCGAAGUUAGCCUUAUGGUUGUUAGAAAUAAAAAUCCUAUUUGUUUUGUAGUUCCGAUUGCCGUAGGCAAUAUAUUCAUUGGUUACUCCUUAACGUACCCAACAGUUUUACACAUUUGGAAUGUUGAGGAAGGGAAAAAGUUAAAGACGGUUGAAUGUAAGAUUACAUUGGCAAAGUGUUACAUGUUACGGAGCAUUUUUAAAUCUGACAAACCAUCUCUAGACAUUGUAGUGGUUCUCUGGCAUCGGAGUUAUUUAAAAGACGAAUUUCACGUAUACAUUUACAGUUUAAAACAUUUGGACUUCCUCCCUUUCCACGAAACCUAUGACAAGAAUAACAGUUUCAAUAUUGAUUGUGUGUUACAAGACAGAUUUCUCGGUGUUACAUUUAAUGAACAUCUCUACAUCUAUAAUUAUGUGACGUCAGUCACAGUUACUACAUACAAUACCAAAUAUAAGCGACUGUGUUACUGUCAACAAUCACAUUUUGUUCUCUGAACAACGAAUGUUUUCCAAGAGUUUCAAUACAACUACUCUAGAAAUUAAAAACGUAAGAGUGGCCAAUAACACAGAAGUUCCUUCGGAAUGUUGUUUGGGAAAAGUUUUAUUCGGCAAUUUUUUUUACACUUCGGAUGAUCGCGGACAUGUACAAGUAUGGGAGAUGGGAAGAAAUCCUAUGGCAGAAGAAGUAACAUGGAUAGAACAUUUAGACUAUAACCCACAUAGUACCAUUGACAGAUCAAAUACUAAAUUAAUCGUUAAAUCAUAUGGACCUAAAAGUAAUUUUAUUUGUGAAUAUUUUUGGUAAUAUCCUCAAUUAUAAUAUAAAGACUCAAUUAACACGUAAAUAGUCUUAUUUUUAAUAGGCUUUAAUGAUUUAAUCCAACCAUGACAGUUCAUUUUUCGAGAAUAUUUUGUCUUAAUGUGUAUAAAAUAUGUUGUUCUAUAGUAUUAUGGUUGUAUAAUCUAUCAUACUCGAAGUUGUCUAAACAGUACUCCUUUGUUUUAACUUCUGUGUUACUUUGACCCAGUUCUUUAGUAUAGAAGACCUAAAUAUACAAUGGCCUAACGUUUUACCACAUUAAACUUUUUUAUUUAUUGGUCACAUUUUUUGUACAUUAACCUAUCACCUCUAUUUAUUGGUUUACAUUAUGUUAUUUAAUUAGAUAUAACACUUACGUUACAAAAGGGCACAGACACUUUUGAAUCGAUUCUUCAUGAUUUCAUAUUUUAAACUUUUCCAAAUCGCCAGUCAUUAGGAACUACCAACUAUCUCACAUUCCACUAAUGUGGGUCCUACGGGUGCAUACAGCUUGAACACUGCCUCUAAUCAGGGACUUAGAGACUAUAUUCCACUAAUACGGGUGCACAAAUUGUAAACUUACCAUCAUCAAUGACUACCAUGUAUAUCAAGCCUCCUUAGAGAAAAUAUAUGACACCGUAUGCACCAUGUUAUGAAAUUUCCAACUUCAAUCAUUUUCAGUUUCUCAGUUCUUAGGCUGAAGCGUUGAUGCUAUCAUUAACGUCAGUCUCCUGGUUCACACGGGUUUAAAACUCACCUUUUACAGUUAACUUGUUGAUAUAUUUCGGCCUUGACGUGGAGAAUCACCAUCAGUCAACAACUAUUGUACUGAAACCCGUGAUUGACGUUAAUUGUUUGGUUUCCGUGAGAAGCGGAGCAGUGUUGACUGAGAAUUUUUUUAACUUUUAGCCCUUAAAUUAUCAUAGCUCUAGUAAUCCCAAUAGAUUUUGAGAAAAAUAUCCAUACUAGCCCUCGUCACUUCCUUCAUAUGGAACAAUAUUUUAUUGCCAUAUCAGUUCGGUUUCAGGUUUCAUUCUUAUACUUUAUUUGUCUUUGAAGCAAGUUCUCACUGGACUCUGGUGUUAAUUCAUUCUGAGUUCAUUUUUUAGUUUAAGAGUAGAAUUUUUGUUUUUAGAUUUCCCUUUUGGUAAUUUAUAACGCUAUCCUAUACAACUAAAUGAUAUCGAACUUCUUAUUAGUCAAAAGAGGUAUAUCUCAAGAUUUAUUCCUUAUGUAUAUAGUAAAUAUAUGGUAAAUAUUAAUUUUACCACCUUAAGUGAUUACCAGAUCUUAUUCCAGCACUGACAUAACUUUUAAUAACCUGGUUCACAGCUACUUAUAAAAGUUUCAAAAACUUUUUUUGAAAAGACAAUCCCAUAGAUCUCCUAAUCUCCCAAACUAUUUCCUUCUGUACAAUCAUACGCUCAACCAUGUGUUUUGUAUAAAGUACCAGGAGUUAGUUUUUACUUAAACAUCGUAUUACCACAUUACUUUGCUCAUUACUGAUCUUCAUUAUACAGUUUUACCUUGAGGUGCAUUAUUAAUCUUUUAACCAUAGUAACUCCUGCAUAUAGAAUUAAAAGUUAGCUAGGGUAAUAUGUAUCUGGUUUUUCUGUAGUAAUAAUUUGUUCAAUAGAUUCUCUGCAUCCAGAACAAGGCGUUAGGAUAUUCUAUAGGCUCGUCUAGUGAACCAGCUGCGGUUAUCUUGUCUAAUCACGUGGUACUCUCAUCCUGAAAAGCUUCUUAAAUUAUAAGACAUUAAGUUUUGUUUCCAAAAACUAAGUCACCUAAACAUAUUUGCCCACACUGUAAUUUUCUGUGGUAAGGUUUUUUAUUGUUUCCUUGUAUCUAGUGUAGGUAUUUGUGUAACAUUUUACUUAAUAGAGGUAUAAAUUGAUUAUAUUAUUGUACCCAUUGUAAUAUAUUUUGGUACUGUAUUAUAGUGCUAUUUGAUAUCAUAGUUAUUAUUAGUUGUUGUAUUGUAGAUUUGUGGUAUAAAGAAUCAAUAAGAAUAAA